Messenger RNA from Lates calcarifer (barramundi perch), 4096 nucleotides. RefSeq names its product SAM and SH3 domain containing 1b (gene sash1b). The record is from RefSeq and is a predicted model, not a curated record. Bases 297 to 3572 code for a protein of 1091 amino acids. Gene Ontology annotation, molecular function: protein binding. The transcript has 19 exons. Lineage: Eukaryota; Metazoa; Chordata; Actinopteri; Centropomidae.
AGCGGGGUAAUGACUACAGAAAUGACAAGCCUGAGUGAGCAGCAUCCCCUCACACUGACUGAACCAGCGGAUGAGGCGGAGGGACGGCAAAGUUAAAAACGGCGAAAGCCGGGCACAGAGUCAACCACAGCAAGUGCUCUCUGAACAGGCUCUUCUUACAACUAAUACGUGUGUCUGCUUUGGAGAACCUGGGGCUGUGUGUAAUGUGGGAGUUAUAUGGACCACAGUACAGCAGCAGUGUGAAUGGAGAUGAUGGUGCACACUUGAGGUAAGCCUUCCCUACAUCCUGUCUUAAGAUGAGCCAGGGGCCAAAUCUAGUCCUCGAGUGGCUGUCACAGCUCCAUCUGGCCCAGUACGUGGAGUCAUUCAUUGACAAUGGCUACGACGAUCUGGAAGUUUGUAAACAGAUCGGAGAGCCAGACCUUGACGCCAUAGGUGUACGCAUUCAGUACCACAGACACAGACUGCUCACAGCGGUGCAGAGGCUAAAAGAGGAGGAUGAAAGAAAAGCACCGGGCUACUACUUCACCUUAGAGCCUCUGAAUGCCUCCACUUGCCGCCACACUUCACACUCAAACAGAGAGGAUGACUUCAGGACACUGGGCUCACACACACGGACCACAGGAAUACACCAGGCCUCCUGUCCUGGAAACCAUAACCUGAGAUUCACAGAUUGUAAUGACUUUGUGACCUAUCCCAAACUGAAGCUGAAGGUACUAAUAAGGGAUAAACUUGCUAAAGAUGGGAUUAACCUCGGAGAGGCACCUUACACCUAUAAGGAUGGCUCAGUGGGGAACCUUGAUGACCUGGCUCAGGAAUACUCUCAGUAUUACGGCACCUCCCUCAGUGACGUGUGUGAAAGGAUGGAGGAGCUGCGGAAACGCAAAGUAGUGCACGAUGCCGAGAUGGGAAAGAUUGACUCAGUGGCCACAUCAGUGCAGCUCCGCUCUCAGAUCCAGGAAUCCCUCGGACUCAGCAGUACCACAUCCACUCCAGAGACAGAAAGAAGGUUUCCUGUGCACAAAUCUAGCUCUGAUGAUGGAUCAUCAGGAGGAAAAUGGGAUGGAAAAAGAAAGAGCAAGUCUUUUUGGCAGAGUUUCCGAAAAUCACAGAAAGGAGUGAUGCGUCAGAUUUCAAAAGGUGACGAUGUUGGUUUUGUGGCCAGUGAAAUUACCAUGAGCGAUGAGGAGCGUAUCCAGCUGAUGAUGAUGGUGAAGGAGAAUAUGAUUUCUAUAGAGGAAGCCCUUGCACGGCUGAAGGAGUUUGAGAUACAAAACAGACAGACGUGCAGGUCUGAUCUCACAGAGUGGACCGAUCCCUCCAGCCCCAACACAAAUGAGUCGUUCAACUGCAACACAACUGAACAGGAAGAAUCUGCUACGUUCAGGAGACUUCAUAAACUGGUCAACUCGACCAGGAAGGUGAAGAAGAAGCUGAUCAGAAUUGACGAGUCCAAGAGGCCUGGAGCAGAGGAGAGCCUUAACACAGAUGGUCUUCCCUGUGGAGAUGCCAGCACCUCCCUGUACUCAGGUGUGCUGAAGAAGCAUGCAGUCUGUCCUGUGGACUCCUUGGCGUCAGCUCUGCAGGAGCAGCUCAUAUACGACAGGGACUCUGACAGCCUGACCACCUCCCCCUCCUCUAGCAGUCUGGACACCUGCAGCAGCCAGAAAAUCUUCCAGGCCUUCAGCAAGUCCAGCGAGAGCCCUGUUCUCCAGGAGACAAAUGUAACAGGGGAGGUGAGGGAGCCAGGGGAAGGCAGUGGCUCUUCAUUUUCUGAUACAGAGGGUUGUAACGAGGAGGAGGCCAAACUCGCUCGAUCAGUGACUGAUGGAGAGCUCCGUCACCGUAUCCUCAACCCACUCAGCCACCAUGGGAGAGCUUGUAGUUUUGGAGGAUUUGACUUGACCAGUCGCUCAGUACAUCCAAUCUCUGACAAUGAUGACACUAACAAAGAUGGAGAUGGAGGUGUGAGAGAUGCUGUCAAGUCUCCACCAACAUCACGUAUUUCCUUGGGCAAAAAGGUCAAGUCUGUGAGAGAAACGAUGAGAAAACACAUAUCCAAGAGAUACCACUGUUCUCUCUCUGAACAGUCAAGCCCAGACCGCAUAUCCAGCUGCCCUCACUCGCCUCAGAUAGAUUCUGACUCUUUGGAGAAACCCAAACUGAAGCCAGGAGGCUCAGUAGAAAGUCUGAGGAGUUCCCUCAGCGGACAAAGUUCCAUGAGUGGUCAGACAGUAGGCACCACUGACUCCUCCAACAGCAACAGAGAGAGUGUGAAGUCUGAGGACGGGGAAGAGGAUGAGCUGCCUUACCGCGGACCUUUCUGUGGGCGUGCUCUGGUUCACACUGACUUCACCCCCAGCCCCUAUGACACUGACUCCCUCAAACUGAAGAGCGGGGACGUCAUUGAUAUCAUCAGCAAGCCACCGAUGGGCACAUGGAUGGGGAUGCUCAACGGUAAAGUCGGCACCUUCAAGUUCAUUUAUGUGGAUGUCCUGAAUGAAGAGGAGGUGAAGCCCAAAAAGACGCGCAGGAGGAGGAGGGCCCGGCAACCCAAACCCACCUCUGUGGAGGAGCUCCUUGAUCGCAUCAACCUCAAAGAGCAUCUUCCCACCUUCCUGUUUAACGGCUACGAGGAUCUCGACACAUUCAAGUUGCUAGAGGAGGAGGACCUGGAUGAGCUGAACAUUAGAGAUCCCCAGCACAGAGCUGUGCUGCUCACGGCUGUGGAGCUGCUGCAAGAGUAUGAUGGAAGCAGCGACCCAGAGCGAGGCAGUCAGUCUGGAGGCUCCCAGGAGAAGCUGCUCCUGGAUAGGCGUGGCCUCAUGGGAGAUUCCCCACGAGACUCAGGCUGCUACGAGAGUAACGAGAACCUGGAGAACGGAAGGAACAAAAAGACUUCUUCAUCCAUGAGCAGGUCCUCCUCAGGUUUUGAGUCAAGCCACCUCUCAUCCCCAGAGUACCCUGCCCACCCUCCCUCCCUGCCCUCCUCCAGCCCUACUAAGACUAUACUCCACAGUAAACCAAGAAGCCUGCCCUGUACCUUACCAUCACCGAGGCCCCCUAAGAGCAGCUUAAGUCUGCUAAGCUCAGCAAAAGGUCAUCUUCGCAGUGGAGCCAUUGUUAAGAGCCAGAGCUGCAUGGAGCUAAGAAGAAACCCAGCGCCAGGGCAGCUGAGGCGCUGCCGCUCCCUGUCAGACUUCUACAAACAGCAGAGGAAGAAACUCAUCAACCUGAAAGACUGGAAUCUGACUCCCAGACCCAGGAAUGAGGAGGGCACGAAGCAAACCGUAAAUCUUCAGAAACAUUUUAAGGUCACGUUUCCAUCCUCCCAGUCUUCAACCACAGCACAUGAUGCCAUGUGUAGCACUUCAAAUGUAGCCACAGACAAUGUGUUUACACCUAAACAAGGAGAAACACGACAGAGAACACACCUCAAGCUGCUGAGCCACAGCACCAACAGAAAGCUCCAAUCAUCCCAGAAAUACACCUCCUCUGUCAAACUCACAGCGAGAGCCUUUAAUAACAGAAACUGCUGGCAUGUACACAAACCACAUCUCUGCAGAGGAUAAGAGGAGUCGCUCAGUCUCAGCCACUUCUGAGGCCCGUCGACUGAAAAUGCAAAGACAUAAGAAGACAUCUGUAAACUCAGUAAAUCUGGGUUCCCUGAGUGAGGAAAGACUCCAGGCACAGGACACAGAUCUCAAAAUGUAGCCACUUCCUGAAAAGUUGUUGGAAUCAAAAGUACAGUAAGCUGUCAUUUUAUAUUUGUCGAUUGCUAUAUAUAUGAUAUGUUUGAUAAUGACCAUGUUUUUUUUCUUUCUGGAAAUGUAAUGAUUUUCAAAAAUGCUGUAAAGAAGCUGAAACAUGCCUUAAAACUUCUGAAGUGAAAAGCGUACACGAAUGAUACAGUGUUAGAUCAUGUUAUAUACUCGUCUAUUUAUACACCAGUCACUAUUUCUUCAUUCAGCUGAAUCCAAACUGUACAAAAAUCUGCGUAAAUGAAGCAUUUGCUCUUUAGAUUUACUGUAGUUCAACAUUUUUAAACAGUUCUUUAAGAGUUUAUUAUAAUAUAUGGACUCUCCAUUACUCUCUU